Messenger RNA from Argiope bruennichi, 7960 nucleotides. RefSeq lists its product as uncharacterized. The transcript is spliced from 27 exons. Bases 558 to 7613 code for a protein of 2351 amino acids. Lineage: Eukaryota; Metazoa; Arthropoda; Arachnida; Araneae; Araneidae. The record is from RefSeq and is a predicted model, not a curated record.
GGCAAGUUCUACUUUGUGUGGAGUUUGUGUCUUCUGCAAUAUGGGUAUCUCCAGAAAUGAAGCAUUUUGAAGAACAUGAUUGUCUUCUUACUUCAGAAAUAAAGAUAUCCAUGAUAUGCAUAGGUACAGAACCCUAACAGGCCAGUUCCUUGCCUAAAUAAUGAAACUGCAGCUUUUAAAAAAUACACAUAGACUCGAGUCCAAUCCAACAUGACUUUGAAGUCGUAUAGAAAAAGUGCAACCUGAGUUCAAGCCUCAGCUCUCUUUCUUUUAUCUAUGUGUCCAGAUUUUACUGUCUAUUCAAGUAAUUAUCUAGCAUAGAGUAGAUAUGUUUGUUAGUAAACUGUCAAUAUGACUGAAGGAGCUAUUUGUGUUUCUAGAAACUAUUAGUGAGUGAAUAUACAGACGGAAUUAUAUUUAUCUUGCUCGUGUAGUUGAAAUAGCAGAACUUCAUCAACAGUUACUGAGAGUUACUUAGAAAUAGUCUUCUGUUUAUCAGCCGGACAUUAGACAUUUUAGACUAUCUUGUCAUCGGACACCACGCAAGUGGCUACAGAAUGAAAUUAUUUCUAGAAUUACUUAUUGUUUUCGGGACGGCUGCAAUUCUCGCUGGGUCUUUACCUGAAAGCGAGGAGCUCUGUAGAUCCUUCAGAGAAAAUGGAAUGUUGAGCAAUCGAACAUCAGAACCACUUCUGCAACUGAUUCUUCAACACACAUUCCUGGAAGCCGAUAAUGGAAUCCUUCCCGAGUUACGAUAUAAUGUUACCCUACGGAACUCUGCUCAGAAUGAAUUGGUACACUUUGCUAUAUGGAGUGAUCCAGUAGGCGAGUUUAACCACCUGCUGAAUUCAAAUGUGGCAGCCUGCAGUUCUCCUGCUGAAGUGAUAGUAGGAACGGUAGCUAAAGAUACGACGUUUAUCUUCACAGCUCCCAAGAAUAGCAACGAGUCUCUGAUCAUCUCUUUGGCAACCUUCAUACCGGAUAGAAAACCAUGGUCCAUUGCUUAUCAUAAAUUUGCUAUUAGAACAGGAUGUUAUUAUAUCCAAUCCAAUGAAGAGUUGACAUUACUUUCUGAAGAAUUAGCCAUUCCAGAAGUCAAAUCAGUUUUAAUACAAUCACCUAAAAAUUCAGGACUUCAUGUGAACUUCGAAGAUGUGAUAAUACCUGCUGACGGAGUGAUGCUUUUCUACAAUGUCUCGGAAACCUCACCUCCGAUUAUUUUAUCCUAUACAGAGUACGAAAAGAUGAAUUUUUUACUUUUUGAAAACAAGUUUUUAUUAAUUGAUCUUAAAAGGUGCUUGGACUGUAGAUUUCGAAUAAUCGUGAAGCUAGUAGCUUUAAAAUAUGAGUGCAAUUCGACUCUGAGUCUAGCUCAAGGCUCCCUGGAAUUGGUGAAGCAUUUUCCUCCAAGGAGUUGCGAGCUCAUUUUGCAGGCGCCGCCGGCCCAUAGAGUUCUAUUGAAGAUCUCGGAGAGUGCCAGCGCCAACUGCUCCCCUCAGAACAUAAUUCUGGGACCACUUGCAGGAGUGCCAGCUCAGAAAAUAUGGACAUCUUGCAACACUUCAUCUAAUGCACAAACAGAAUUCUACAUAUCAGAAUCAAAUUCUCUAAGAGUUUAUUGGGAUGGCAACUUCGAAGAUGUGUGGCUUCGCUACGAAUACCUCCCCCAGUGCUCCAAUCGAACAUUCGCUGACAGCACGAUCGGUCAGUUUUGCAGCACCGGCUACCCAGAUAUCAUCUUCGAAUGUAAUAUGAUCUAUUCCAUUUAUGUGCCUUUUGGGUAUUCGAUUGAACUGAAACUGAGUCUUUUAGGCGUUACAAAUGGUGCCUUUUGUCAAAAUAAUACCCUUCAAGUCAUUUCUCGUAAUUCUUCUCGAGCUGAGAAACUUUUGCUGGGACUCUGCUUCGAUGAGAACGACGACCAGAAAGACAUGUUGACCUUGCACACACCCAGAAAUUCCAUUGAAAUUCGGAUACGAACUGACAAUGAUUUACUUCGCAGAGGAUUCUGCGCAACCUACAGAGCAAUUCCAGAUGAUCCAACCAGUGCACCUGAUUGCCCUUAUGGUUGGGUACCUGGUAAAAAAUUUUGUUACAAGGCCAUUGAUGAAAGACUUAACUGGAUGGAGGCUGAAGAAGCUUGUCAGAUGAGAAAUGGUCAUUUAGCAAGCAUCACGGACAACACAGUGGCUUUACUUAUUGAUGAUAUCCUUAAAAGCAGCCCCUUUUACGAGCGAAGCAAUGCAUUUUGGAUUGGAGCCAAUGAUUUGCGCUACGAGAACUGUUAUGAAUGGACUGAUGGACAGCCUUUUGACUUCUUCCAUUGGUUUCCUGGCUGGGAGAAUUAUGGAUGGUAUGGCGUGCAACCAAGUGACGAUGGGCUGUCGCAACAAAACUGCGUCGAAUUGCGCAACCUCUUUAGGUACCCCAGUAAAGGAGAAGGGAUUACUGAGAGAUAUUACUGGAAUGACAGGGAUUGCCAUGUUGCAAAUCCUUUUAUUUGCCAGAAGCUGAAACCAGGAGUGAGUUUAGAAGCCAAUCAAGUUCCAGAUUGUAACCGAACUAUUACGUUGAGCUGGGAACAACCUCGGGAAAUUUUGACAUCUCCAUUAUUUCCGAACAAGUAUCCUAACAGUAUUGAAUGUCAUUAUUAUGUUACGGCGGGCAAUGACCAGAGAAUCGUGGCUUUAUUUACAGAUUUUAUAUUAGAGGACAGCCAAAGUUGCAAAUACGAUGUCCUGACAGUGAUAGAUGACGGCCAGAGACUGAACCGUUGCGGUGACUGGGAGAAUAAGAUAAAACUUCUCCGUCAUGUUUCUUUCAAACACACUUUACAUUUCAUAUUUUCAACGGAUUUCUCCCAUUCUUACAAGGGCUUUAGAAUCGAACUAUCUCUUCUAGAAGAAAAAUCGAAGCAGAGUAUAUCAUGCGACAAUGACAUGUUUCAACUGAAAGGAAAAAACUGCUAUCUCAUCGUUAAUUAUCCUGAGACCAGUUGGACGACAGCACGCCAGAUCUGCUCUGAAGCAAAAGCUAAAUUGGCCAUAGUAGAGAAUAUUGAUCAAGUGACUGUUUUGGAUGAACUGGUUCGAACAACAUACGGAUACAUGUCUGGAGUAAUAUACUGGGUUGGAGCGUUUGCGAAUGCUGGUGAAACAAACUGGAAUUGGCUUGAUGGCUCCAGGGUAAAUCUUAAAAAUAUGCGAAUCUUGAGAACUGAGGAUCUACUGACCCCCUCCUGCUUAGCUAUCCAGUGGAAACAAUUGCGGAGUUCCAACGCCUUACGUUGGACUGCAAAAAACUGCAAUCAUCCGGGCCGAUUUAUAUGCCAAAAACCGUCCGUUGUUAUUCCGGAAGAACUGAAUAAAACCGUGACUCAGUUGCAAGGAAAUCUUACGUCUGUGAAUUAUCCUUCGAAUUAUCUAGAUAAUUUGGAUUACAUAGUUGAAAUCAUAGGCCCUCCGAAUUCUCGAGUAGUCCUGACAUUCCAUCAUUUUGACCUUGAAUGGCAAGAAGAUUGUUUGUAUGAUUAUGUAUUGCUUCAAAAUGAUUUGAAAGACGAAGGUGUACGAAUUUGUGGAGAAUAUCUUGGUCAAAGAGAGUUCAUGUCAACUGGUAACAAAGCCUACAUGAGCUUCCAUUCCGAUUUUUCCAUCACUUCUUCAGGAUACAUGGCUUCAUGGGAAAUCGUCGAUCUAUCUGCUUGUCUCAACAGAAGACUGUUGAUUCUAGAACCAACAGCUAUCAACAGUCUUAGGUAUCCACGCGCCUAUCUCCCUGGUCUAGAGUGUCGAAUAACAGUGAUCGCAUCGGAAAUCACAAAGCGUCUCCUCAUCACUAUCGGAGAUUUAGAUCUCAGAUCUUGCGCAGAAGAUUAUUUAGAGGUAAAUCUAGAUCCUACAGACGAGAUGAAGAAAUUAAAGCUUUGCAUUGAUGAUUUGAUUCCUGGCACUCAAUUGAUGGCUUACGGCAAUGAAGCACAGUUCCUCUUCCACACUGCAGAAGAAAAUUCAAUGAAGAGUGUGGAAAACCGAGGAUACAAUUUCACUUGCGAAACAUGGGGUGGAACUACAUUGAAAAAUACAUUGUACUUGAAAUCCAAACGAGAAGGCCGCAUUUACAGUAUGAACUUCAAUCACAGUCAACCCAUCGGCUUGAACUACAGUCAAAGGGUUGUGGUUCCUGUUGGCUAUAAAAUCCAUCUGAAGUCGCUAAACGUGAGCCAUCUCUCCCCUCAGUUGCCAACCUCCUGUGACGGAAGUGGUAUCCACAUUCAUGACAAAUAUGCCACUCAAAAGACACUGUUCCUCUGGAAUCCCUGCCGAUCCACACAUUUCGAUGACAAAGACGGUCUGUGGUCCACUUUGCAUGUCCUCAAUAUUGACGCUUGGAAUUUCGAUGGUAGUCUGCCGUUGUUCUUCUUAGAAUAUUUCGUUGUGAGAGAUGAUCAUUUUGUGAAUACAACUAUAACUUUGGCUACCGAAACUUUGGAGUCCUGCAGACCUAAUCCUUGUCAACAUGGAGGAAGAUGUAUAAAAAAUGGAACAAAUUACAAAUGUCAUUGUUUUGGGCAAUACACAGGUUUAUUCUGCCAUGUCACUUGGUGCGAAGUCAAUGUCUGUGGAGAGAAUGGUGCCUGCAACUUAACAGCUAAUGGUUGGACUUGUGAUUGCCUUCCUGGAUUUGCAGGAUCUCGAUGUCAGCAAAGAGUGACUCCUUGCUCUCCAAAUCCUUGCGGAGAAAAUGGAAAGUGCUCUCUUCAUAAUGGAACUUUUGCUUGCCAAUGCGAAUUGGAUUAUGAAGGCACACGUUGUGAGAAAUUUGUAAUGCGGAUUCCUUAUAAGCCAUUAAGCCAGAGGAUGUUAGAAGAACCUUUCUGGCUGGGUCUCAUCACUGUUUUCAGCGUUUUGGCCAUCAUACUCCUCAUAUAUUGCAUCAAAAGGAAAUUUGCUGACAAAAUCGAAAAGUUUUUUGCACAUGAAAUUGAAAGGACUAGGUACCAUCCAUCUCCUCCACCAGCAAGAUACGGCUCAAACCAACAAAAUGUCACACCAGCUCAAAGCCCGCAAACUGUUCCCAAAACGUUCUUAGGCCGCAUACGUAAAAACAGUUUGUUAAGUGCCAGUAAUAGUCCUAGUCCCACUCCAGACAAAGACGCAUCAAGGACAUUUAGCUUUGACGGCUUGCUUCGCAAAGUUUCUUCAAAGAAGGGUCGCACGUCACCUAAUGCCGCAUCUUCAAGUAGUACUAGUGGAGAUGGUCAAGCUGAAUUAUCCAGGGAAGAAGAAGCUGCGAGGAAAGGUGAUGAAACGUCCGAAACGUCCCGUAUCUUAUCCUCAUUGGUCACGCCAUCCAAAGAGCCUGUAUCUAGACGAAUGAGUUUAGAUGAAUUUAUCCGCAUGAGUGAAAGAAAAUUGGCGAUGGAAGCUAGAAGGACAAACAGUACAGAUUGUGAAGGUCAGGUAAAAGAAACCAGUUUCAUUAACAUGCCGUCACCCAGAUCAUUGCGUCGGUCAUUUUCGAAUGUCCAGCGCAAUGAGGAAAAUUCCGGUGAAUGCGUCUCACCCUCAUCAUCAGGGAGCACAUUGGAUGGGGAACCGAACACAAGCGAAAUCCAGGCGGAUAUAUCACCAAUUCCCGCUAAUUUUAGCAAUUCAAGUAUUCCAGACAUUGUAGAAGAAGUGGAGAAAUCUCCUGAUCAUUCAUCAAUCCCAUCUCAUUCAGCCAAUAACAAUCCUUCAGAAACCGAGCAUCCCAAUCCUGUAUCAAUCAGCAUAACGAUCGACAAAUGCGAAUCAGACAACAAGCCAGAUUCUGAAUCGGAUGCUAAAGACUGUGAUAUCGAAUCUAAAAGCAUUAAUAACGAACAUUUCACAGCUCUGAGCCCAAUCAUAUCACAAAACAGUUCCUACCUUGAAGUGCCUAAAACGAUUCCUGCAAUUCAGGUGAUUUCUGCAGAAUCGGAUGAGCCACAAAGUUCAAGUGAAAGUCCAAAUUUCCCACAAGGUAGAUUUGAAAAUUGCUCUCCGAGUAGAAAAGACUUCAUUCAACCACGAAAACUUUCGGUAGAUUUACCCCCGCCAAAAAUUUUAAUUAGUAACAUGAAUUCGUUAGAUUCAGAUGAAGCUAGUCCACCCAGAACUCCGAACCCAAAUAAAUCCAUGAUGUAUUUAAGCCCUCUUGCAGUCAUUUCCUCUUCUACGGAUAGAACUAUUUCCGAGUCUAAUCUAAGCACAUCGGGAUAUUCAUCAAUAUCGAGCCCAGGUCUAUCUAGAUGCAAUUCUAGCAGUCCCAUUUCUGAUGAAGUGGAUCAUCAUCACCGACCCAACUGCACACAUAAAACCGAGCUGCAAUCCCCCAAAAAGCCCCAUACUCUGCAAAUGGCUUACCUAAGUGUUGCAGCUAAUGAAAAGACUUACUUUUUUCCUCAAACAAUCGCAUGCCACUGUCAUACACCAAACCAACCUUCUCCUGGGAUGUUUGAACCAAAGAAUUCUCCAGCGAUUUCCUCAGCUUGGACUCCAGGAAAGCACAGAACACUCGGUAAACGAAAUUCAUAUCAAACUACCAGCACAGAUGACUCAAUAGAUGAUGAAGGUAUCGGAAUGGAUACUGGAGAAUUCAAAGGUCGGAAGAAUGAAUUGAACACUGCUUGGGAUGUGGAUAUGUAUGUAGCCGGAGAGCAAGAAAAGACUCAAUUACAAUCUUCUGGUUUGUUAAUGGAACCUGGAAAACCAGAAUUACAUGCUUGCUUAGUUGGCUGUAAAUCGGGAAAUGGAGCUAAUUUCAAAGGAAGUCCACGAGCAGGAACCCGAAAAACUGAAAAGCCGAAGAAGUAUGGCGAGAAACAUCGUAGAAGUCCUGUCUUAUCUCCGAUUGGUACACCAAUUAAAGAUUCUCAAGAAAACUUAGAAGUUCGAAUUCCUCGUAAUUCGUCACGUACUAGCAUGAGUGGACCUCUUGUUUCGUCAUCGGAAAGCGAUGAUUCAGAAUCUUUCUUGGGAGCUAGACAGAAAAGCCGACGUUCAAAAAAGCACGAUGCUGUUGCGGGGGUUCAGAAACCAGUUGGGUUGGUUUCCAUGCCAUCCCAAGAUAGCAGUGGACCCAAAACGGACAAGAGUUCGGAUGCUACAGGGCGUUCUAGUCCUUUGUCCGAAAGUAAUGGGGACUCUGCACCCAUGGACUCUAGAUCACCAGUGUCUUCCUCUUCGGAAUCUCUUUCUUCAACAAGAGACUCUACAAUGUCAGAAAAAGCAGCUUGUAACCGGCGUAAAUUGCCUCUGGAGCACACUCGAUCAUUUCCACCUCUAAGUCAAUGUUCCAGGAUAAAUAGUGUUGACGAGACUAGCGGCAACUUAUCAAAAAUAAAAAUUGAUUUGAAGACAAAAAUCAAGUCGCCUGUAUUACAAAUCGAUUCCGAAGAGGAAGUGACGCGGUCAUCAGAAGAUCAUCCCUAUCUCAGGAGACAAGAAGCUGUAAUUGAGGACGAACCCAGUGACGAUUCCAGUAGUGAGACGACGGUGCUUCUGGGAAGACAGAGCGAAAGUCCCAGAAAUCUUCAACAAAGCUCCUCAGCUGAUGUGUCCGAAUGGGAAGCAUUCAACAAAGAGUGAUCUCCUUCUUCUGUGAUUUCGUCAAACGCUUUUAUUUUCCUUAAAUUGGUUUUUAUCUUGCAGACUUACAAUCAUCCACAGGCAUGAAGGCCUUCAGUUUCGAAAAAAAAAAUGACUCUGUAAACAUUUCAUUUGGCCCUGGCAUGGAGAAAAAAAUGUAUUUUUUUAAGAACUUUACUUUUUUAUGGACCUGGUAGCAGUUCAGAUGCUACUCGGAUACCCCUAUAAAAACACUAACGACCGAAAUUUUCGCUCGAUUUUUUGCUCAACGUUGGAUACUACACAUUCGCUUUCCCAUUCGCACCUUCUUAGACAUGUUUAAUCUCCUUCGCCAAAACAGAAGACAA